AUACACGAAGAUCUGGUAUCAUUCAAAACCCAAUUGAUUAUAUAGACAUGCAAUACAACAUAUAAAAGAAGUUAACUGAGCUGACUGUCCAUUAGUGACAUAGCAGUUGUCUUCACUUCUCUUAAGUUUUUAAAAAGAUUUAGUUCAUUAAACACUUAAAAACAAUGUCCGGAAUCGCCACCAAAGUCCCGUUCCUUACGCUAAACGAUGGCAAUCGGAUGCCAAUUAUAGGUUUAGGCACUUAUGAGGCACCGCCCGGUGUCGUUGAAAAUGUUGUUCGGGUUGCCAUCGAUGCCGGCUAUCGACACUUUGAUUGCGCCGACUUUUAUGAGAAUGAGCACGAAGUCGGUCAAGCCAUCAGAGAUGCCAUACGAGAUGGCAAAGUCAAACGGGACGAACUGUUCAUUACAACAAAAGUGUGGCCCAAUUGGCACGGAAAAGGUAGACCAACACUGAGCGCUAAACGUAGUCUCAAAAAUCUGGGCCUACCCUACGUUGAUCUGUUGCUUAUACAUUGGCCGACACCACUCAAACAAGUUGACGACAACUUCUAUCCCACUGAUGCCACGGGACAGGCAUUGUUUGACAACACCAUUGAACUGAUCGAUGUCUGGAAGGAAUUCGAACAAAUAAAAAAAGAUGGUCUGACCCGAUCUAUUGGUGUCUCAAAUUUCAAUUCACAACAAAUUGAAGACUUGAUUAAAAACUCGUCAACUGUUCCAGUGGUCAAUCAGGUCGAGUGUCACCCAUAUCUAAGUCAAGAGAAAUUGUUGAACUGGUGUGAGUCGCGUGGCAUCAAACUGACCGCAUACUCACCGCUGGCCAGGAGUGGUACUGUCGAAGAAAAGAAUACAACUUCACCGUUGGACAUACCGGUCAUCAAACAAUUGGCCUCCAAGUAUGGCGUGAGUGCGGCCGCUAUUUGUAUCAAAUGGCAAACACAGAGAGGUGUCAGUGUUAUACCUAAGAGUGCGACCAAAGAGCGAAUCAUCGCAAACAUUGAUUUAUUUAACUUCAAUUUGACAGACAGUGAGGUUAAGGCCAUCAAUGACCUGAACAGAGACUGGAGGAACAACACAUGGACUCAAUUUGGCAUAAAUAAGCACAGAAACUGGCCGUUUGCCAUACCUUUUUAAUUUUUAAAAAAAAUUAAUUUUGUUUUUUUUUAUUUUUGUUUAUUAUUAUAUUUUAUAAAAUAUAUAAUAAAGGAGAUUAUUUUUA
Messenger RNA from Oppia nitens, 1221 nucleotides. RefSeq names its product aldo-keto reductase family 1 member B1-like. Gene Ontology annotation, molecular function: aldose reductase (NADPH) activity. Gene Ontology annotation, cellular component: cytosol. The transcript has 2 exons. The record is from RefSeq and is a predicted model, not a curated record. Bases 165 to 1136 code for a protein of 323 amino acids. Lineage: Eukaryota; Metazoa; Arthropoda; Arachnida; Sarcoptiformes; Oppiidae.